This is a messenger RNA of Cucumis sativus (cucumber), 1257 nucleotides long. Its product is annotated as PRA1 family protein A1. The record is from RefSeq and is a predicted model, not a curated record. The transcript has 8 exons. The coding region runs from base 213 to 842 and encodes 209 amino acids. Lineage: Eukaryota; Viridiplantae; Streptophyta; Magnoliopsida; Cucurbitales; Cucurbitaceae. Gene Ontology annotation, cellular component: membrane.
UGGGUUUCAUUUGGUAAAGGAAGGGAAAACUCCAAUUUCUUCACCUCUCUCUUUUUAUUGCACAGUCCAAACUAUAAUUGUCUUCUCAAUUGGUUCAACGAUUUUCUUUCUUCUUAUUUGGGAGCUUGCUUUCCUUUUAGGGUUUACGACGCUCUCAAUUGCAGCUCAGAAUCAGAUCGUUUCAUCAAUUCCCUAAUUUGAGAUAGCCAUCCAUGGAUUGGGGCAACGUUACUGCCGAGGAUCUCAUCGAUGCGCUUCGAGAAGUCGAUUGGUCAUCGCCUCCUCGCCCUAUCUCCGAGUUCUUCUCCAGGUUCACCAUCCCCCGAUCUUCCGCCAAGUGGAACAGCCGUCUCAAGUGCAAUCUCUAUUAUUACCGAACCAACUAUUUCAUUAUGAUCGUUUUCAUUCUUGCCCUGGGUUUUCUACGAAGGCCACUUGCUAUUGUAGCUGCUUUUCUCACAGCACUCAGCAUCGCUUUUCUAAACGACAGUUUUGCAGGCACAUUCAGUGAAAAGGUGACCAGAACUGUUAGACAAUUCUCUCCACACAUGGCUGCAAAGAUGAGACCUCCUCUUACGCCUGUUAUCCGUGGACGUCCAUCAGCUAAAAGAGCAAUAUACAUAUGCGGACGUCCUCGAUGGGUUUUUGUCUUGGUGUUCUCCUCUGUGAGUUUCCUAUUCUGGUUCAUUUCUUGUGGUCUCUUGACCGUACUUUGGUCACUUUCAUUUGGACUUCUCGCAACGUUGCUUCAUGCAAGCUUCAGAACACCUAAUUUGAAAGCACGUUUAAACACAUUUCGUGAGGAAUUCCGUGCUGUUUGGCGCAAUUAUAGUGAACUGUAGUUACCUGGACUUUGUAGAACGCGUCCUCUGUUAAUUAAGGUGUUCAUACUGUAAAUCUGUGCUUCACCUGAUUGCUACGCUGCUGUCUCUAAGAACAAUUUGCUGGGAUGGAAGAAAGUCUCAAGUGACGACUGCCAAAAUAUGCCAGAUUUUGCAACUUAUGUAAAUUGUGGCUCGUGUUUCUGGGGAUGUAAUUGUUUCAUUUGUUAUCUGUAUUGUGAAAAGACUAAGAAUUAGAUACAGUGGAAGAUUUUCAGUGAAGCAGCAGAGUGAAUAUUCUUAGAAUACACAACAUGACCCAUUUUAGUUAUGAAUUUUGUUACUUUCUUAUUUCUUCACUAAAAAGUAAAAGAACAGUUCAUUUCAUGAGCAAAUUAUGGUCGAAUAACUAUAACAUAUGUACCUUUACAUGCAA